GCUCGGUAUCCAACCCUUCUCCUAUAAGGAUCCGCCAGCCCAAGUACCGAGAUCUUUCAUCGGAUCCAACUCGACUCCAUUUUCUCCGGCGACGAAGCAGCAGGAAGAAAGCGAUGCACGGCCGGCCGCGCAUAGCCCUCAAGCCGGAGGACGCCGCCACCUCCGCCGCCAAGGCCGCCAAGCUCCGCGACCUCCAGGCCCAACUCCUCCUCCACCACCACCACCGCAUCUACACCAGCGAGGCUUUGGCGGUCAGCUCGAAGCUUUUGGAGAUGAACCCGGAAAUCUACACCGCUUGGAACUACCGAAAGCUCGCCCUCCAACACAAUCUGAAUGAAGUGACCGACCCUGAGAUCGUUAAAUCCACCGUCGAAGAUGAGCUCAGAGUCGUAGAGAUGGCAUUGAGGCGGAAUCCCAAGUCUUACGGGGCUUGGUACCAUCGGAAAUGGGUGCUGAGCCGGGGGCUCGCGCCGGUUGACUUCGAGCGGGAGUUCCGGCUGCUGGAUCAGCUGCUGAAGGCCGAUGCUCGGAAUUUCCAUGGAUGGACUUAUCGCAGAUUUGUUGCGAAAUUGAAGAAUGUUUCGGAAGAAGAGGAGAUCAAGUUCACGAUGGAUAUGAUCAACACCAAUUUCAGCAACUAUUCUGCUUGGCACAAUCGCAGUGUGCUUCUGUCCCAGUUGCUAAAGCAAAAAGCUCAGGGAUUUGAUUCGAAAGAUGGUAUUCUAACAGAGGAGUAUGAGUUUGUACAUCAGGCUCUUUUCACAGACCCAAGCGAUCAAAGUGGGUGGUUCUAUCAUCUCUGGCUUCUGGAUCAAACUGCUAGUCCAGAUGAACUGUUUCUGAUAUCUUCAUGGCCGGUUCCUGGGUCAGAUUUGGUUUUAUCCACGAAUGAGAAAAUGGAUGGUUACAAGCUGUUUCCAACCUCAAACUUUAGUUUGUGCUAUUUUUUUCAUAAACAAACAUUUCCCAUCAUUCUUUACUUUAAUCAAGCUGUCAAAGGUGUGAGUUCGUCAACUGUGACCAUUAAUUCCAUGUUUGGUGCAAAUGAGAAUCUUAUUUGGAAGCCUUUAUCAACAACAACUUCAAGAGAAGCUCAUUGUUGGGUGACUUAUCUUAAUAUUCCUGAUGUAAAUUCCAGUAGUUUGCAAGCUUGCUCGGUUGAGAUUAGCCUUGGUCACUCAGAGGGUAUAGUGUCAUCAAAUGGUUCUUGCUACAAAUAUCCUUUGCAGUUCAAGUAUACUAUAAAAUUGAAUAAUAACAAUCUAGAACAAUUUGAUGGAGAAUCCAUUCAGGAGCUCUUUGUCUGGAACUAUGAAGAUGUUUGUUGUCCUGCCGAAAUUCCUUAUAUAAAUUCUUUUGAUCAAUUGAAAAUCAGUGAGGACAGUGUUGCAAAGGGUUUGAAGGAUAAGAAAUGGUGUUUAGAGACUUUAUCUAAUGAGAUAAACCUUUUUAAGGAACUGUCUGAGGAAAAUUGUAAGUUUGUGAACUUAACAUUAGCACGGCUUUUGGUUGCCCAUGAUGCAAUGAUGUCACAUGGAGCUUUGCUCGUGCGAAAGAGCACUCAUUCUGAAGAGGUCCUAAAACUCUAUGAAGAGCUAAUAAAGUUGGAUCCAACUCAUAAAAGAUACUAUGAGGAUGAGCGAAGCUUAGUUCUAAUGUCUCAGGUGACUUUGGAUGAAGAGUUUCUGAUGAAACAUACUUGGCAUUUUAAUAAAUUGACUUCCUCAAGUUUCCAUAACCAUGCCUGCUUACAGCUAAGUGGUUUAUCAUUAUCGCGGAUCAGCUUUGCUGAGCGUUUGUUAUGGGUUCAAAUGCUAGAUCUAAGCCACAACAACCUUCGAUCAAUUGCAGGUUUGGAGGCCUUGCAACUUCUAGUUUGCUUAAACCUAAGUAACAAUCAAGUCAGUAGCUUUACUGCACUGGAGCCCCUGAAACUGCUUGAUUCUCUUAGAGUGUUGGAUGUCUCCUUCAAUGAGAUUGGUGCUCACCCAAUUGACACAACACGGUUUCUCUGCUUGUCUCCAUUAUCACACACAUUAGAUGUGAAACUAAGUGUCGAUCAAUAUCAGAAUGGUGACAUCAAGUUUGGAGACCAUUGGGAAGCCAUACUAUUGUUUAAGGACUUGCGUUUAACUCAACUGGAUGUCAGGGGAAAUGCAGUUGCCAAUGAGAGGUUUGGUAUUUUGUUGACAGAGAUGCUUCCUACCCUGAACUGGCUCAAUGGUGAACAUGUACGAUUAUAGAGUUAUCUUUGUAGAAAUUUUAUUUUCAUAACAUCAUUCGUCAUAUUGUGUACCUUUUUCUUACCAGUUAUCUACUUUGAAAUUUUAACACGGUAAAUGUUUUGAGUUUAACAAUGUGAUCAACAUAUUAACAGCAAAGGAAUACAGCAAUUCAUGUAAACAGGUUCCAAGUUCUCUUUCCAUUCUAUUACUUAAAAACAUGAUAUUUUGGUU
This is a messenger RNA of Phoenix dactylifera (date palm), 2456 nucleotides long. It is a transcript of the gene RGTA1, whose product is annotated as RAB geranylgeranyl transferase alpha subunit 1. The record is from RefSeq and is a predicted model, not a curated record. Gene Ontology annotation, cellular component: cytoplasm; Rab-protein geranylgeranyltransferase complex. NCBI's taxonomy places the organism in Eukaryota, Viridiplantae, Streptophyta, Magnoliopsida, Arecales, Arecaceae. Gene Ontology annotation, biological process: protein geranylgeranylation. Gene Ontology annotation, molecular function: Rab geranylgeranyltransferase activity; protein binding.